AUGGCAACUGAUGCCCUGCAGACCAUGCGUCAGCUGGCAUUCCCGACUGACCUGAACCUGAAGCCCAGCGGUAUAACCUUACCGACCAUCGAAGGCCGGUAUGAGCUGAAGACAGACCUGAUCCAACUCAUGUCCAAAUUCCAUGGCAUACUUGAAGAUGAUCCAAUCACACAUCUCCGAGACUUCGAGAUGAUAUGCUCUACGGAGGAUAACCAGGCGUCCAUGGGAGAAUACAUUAGGUUGCUCUUGUUUCUUUUCACACUACAAGGUAGUGCAAGGAAAUGGUACUAUGGCUUGACCGCUGGCAGUGUGACCACAUGGGCUGAGAUGCAACAAAAGUUCCUGGAGCGGUAUUACUCAGCAGCAAAAGUCUUCAGUAUGAGGCGGACCCUACAAAACAUCAAACAAGGAGAGCUCGAAUCAUUCUACGAGUAUUGGAGCCGAUUCAAAGGGUUGUUGGAAGAAUGCCCACACCAUCAAAUUCCUGAAUAUAAUUUGGUGGAGUACUUCAUAACGGGACUCAAGAAGUACGAGAAAAAACUUGUUAUUGCGGCAUGUGGAGGUUCGAUGUUUGACAAGACGCCCAAAGAUGUUUUGCAAGUCAUUGAAUGUAUGGCCACGAAGUUGGGAGCAUAUGAAUGCAAUCUGGAAGUACCAAAGAAUGUGGAGAAUGGAAACCUCAACGAGUUGAAGAAGGAGAUCAUGGAGCUCAAACAACUCGUCGUAGUCUUGAUCACACCGGAGAAUGUUCGUCAGUGUGGCCCAGACCACAUGACCGAGCAUCAGACUGAUGGAUACACUCUCUCCGUAGGGGGUGGACCAAUGGAAGAUGUUGCCAUGGGAGAAAAUGAUGACCAGCACGAAAAGUAUGAUCCAUUCUCUCACUCUUACAAUGUUGAAUGGAGUGAAGAUCCAAGUUCCCAAUGGGGAUAUGGAGAAUGGAAGAAUCAACAACUGCUUCCAGUACAGGGCAUACCACAGACGCCCUCGUCCCAACCAGAACCACAAGAAGAACCAACUUGGGAGGAGUUAAUGGAAGCAAUCGCUAAGGAUGCUGAACUCUUCGAGUCUGAAACAAAGGUCGGGAUCGAUCUGACCGAAGAAGCUGACGGAGCAACACUGCAAGAGGAGAAUAGUUCAUAA
Molecule: messenger RNA, 1143 nt
Organism: Salvia miltiorrhiza (redroot sage)
Lineage: Eukaryota; Viridiplantae; Streptophyta; Magnoliopsida; Lamiales; Lamiaceae
Exons: 1
Coding region: 1-1143 (380 amino acids)
Source: RefSeq, a predicted model, not a curated record